AUGCGAUAUAACAAACUGAAGGAAAUGCAUCAGCUUAUGCACCAAAAAGUUAAACAGGUGGUGGAACCUUCAUCAGUUAGAUGGCUGUCUGUGGAGACAUGCAUCAGGAUGAUAUUUGAGUACUAUGAUUCACUUGUCAUGUCCUUGGAAAAUGAAAAGAGUUCUAAUGCUACAGCUGUUGGCAGUUCACAGCUUUAACACUGUUUCUUCUAACCACAGCCUUGUUGAUUGAUGUUCUGUUAGUUAUUGGGACACUUCGUCCUCUGUUUCAGAAGGAUGCUGCCAACUUGUCUGUUAUAAGACACAGUGUAGCUUCCACUGUUCAGGCAUUUGAAGGAAUGAUUGACGGAUCUCCUGUGGUAAACAGAGUGUUGGUAGACCUCGGUGAUGUUCCUGGCACUGGGAAGAAUAUCUACAAGGGAGUGGAAAUUGCUGAUAACAACAACCAAAGAGCCUGGUUCAACUCAGUAUGA
Porites evermanni is the source of this 473-nucleotide messenger RNA. The record is from the annotation of a GenBank genome assembly. NCBI's taxonomy places the organism in Eukaryota, Metazoa, Cnidaria, Anthozoa, Scleractinia, Poritidae.